AUGAGUUUUGUGGAACAUGCAUCACCGUACCACCAAUAUCAGCAGUCUCCGUCGCAAAUGGCUGCGGCUAGCGCUAUCGGCUCACCACCUGACCAAAUGAAUCCUCAGACGUCUCAUGUCGGUCCAAAUGUGAAUCCAAUUCAGGGCACUACAAAAUUGUCAAAUUCUCUGAACGAAUGGUUCGAACAAAUGAUUGAGAUGCGACGUCUAAAAGCAUUGCUCUGUCAUGCAGCAUUUUCGUCAGCACUCUAUUUGCUGUUUGCGUGUGUGUUGCAAAUUUCUUUGGUUCACCCGAUUGGCACCAUUUAUGGUUAG
Messenger RNA from Anisakis simplex (herring worm), 315 nucleotides. NCBI's taxonomy places the organism in Eukaryota, Metazoa, Nematoda, Chromadorea, Rhabditida, Anisakidae. The record is from the annotation of a GenBank genome assembly.